Messenger RNA from Pogona vitticeps (central bearded dragon), 1680 nucleotides. NCBI's taxonomy places the organism in Eukaryota, Metazoa, Chordata, Lepidosauria, Squamata, Agamidae. The record is from RefSeq and is a predicted model, not a curated record.
AUUCCAAGCUACGCCAGAUAUUCCCGAGGUCCUGCGGUGUCAGAGAAUAGCAUCAAGUUUCCCAUAUUAGUCCACCCCUUUUCCCCCCCUGUUGUACAUUUGCCGGUACAAUAAAGUUGGCCGAUCUAACAAGGCACUUCUUCCUUGUGGAGCCGGAUCGGGGCCGUUUGAGUUUGAUCACGGCUCCAUCCGAGCAGGAAAUCAUGCCCAACCGCUCCUCGCUCUGCCACCUUCCAAGACGCGCAGGGCUUCCCAAAGGCUUGGCAAGGUCCCAGGCGGAUUGGGUCCCCCUUGCCCGGCCAGGACCUUGGUUCCUGCUCGGCAAAAGACGCCGGCUCCCUCUGGGGAAAGCUUGACGCUGGCCUGGCGAACCCCACCGCCCAGAUGAAGAGCCACGCCAUCGUGGGCUCAGUAACCCCUUCGGUCGUCAACCAGAGUCAAGGGAAACUCAACGCUGUGGAGAUCUUGGCCAGCGGCGGAGCCGCGAACGAGACCUUCCCGGUAGAGGAGGCCUUCCAGCUCCCUACUUUCUCCACCGCCGCCAAAGUCCGGGUGGGCAUCACCGUGGCCCUCUUCUGCUCCUCGGCGUGCUUCAACAUCGCCGUGCUCCGGACCGUCGCCCAGAAGUACCAGCGGAGACCCCACCUCCGCAUCCUCCUCAUGAACCUGGCCGCGGCCGAUCUGCUCGUGACCUUCGUGGUGAUGCCUCUGGACGCGGCCUGGAACAUCACGGUCCAGUGGUACGCCGGGGACCUGGCCUGCCGGCUCCUCAUGUUCCUCAAGCUGGUGGCCAUGUACGCCUCGGCCUUCGUCACGGUGGUGAUCAGCCUGGACCGCCGAGCGGCCAUCGUGCACCCUCUGAGCGUGGGCGAGGCCAAGAGGAAGAACAAGGGGAUGCUGUGCGUGGCCUGGGCUCUGAGUUUCGUCCUGGCGUUACCUCAGAUCUUUGUCUUCCAUACCGUCAGCCGGUCCCGGCCCGUCUUCUUCAUCCAAUGUGCCACCCUUGGAAGCUUCCGGGCUCACUGGCAGGAGACCUUCUACAACAUGUUCACCUUCUCCUGCCUCUUCCUCCUGCCGCUGCUGAUCAUGGUGUCCUGCUACGCCCGCAUCUUCAUCGAGAUAUCGGGGAAGAUGAAGAAAGCUUGCGUGUCAUCCACCUCGCCGGAGUUCAGCCUCCGUCGGUCCCACGACAACAUCCCCCGGGUGCGCCUUCGUACCCUGCAGAUGUCGGCCGUCAUCGUCUUGACCUUCGUGGUCUGCUGGACCCCUUACUACCUGCUCGGCCUGUGGUACUGGUUCUCCCCGGAGAUGCUGACCAGCGGGCGGGUGCCCCCCUCCCUCAGCCACAUCCUCUUCCUCUUCGGCCUCUUCAACGCCUGCCUGGACCCCCUGGUCUAUGGUUUCUUCGCGAUGCACGUCCGAGCGGGGAGCAGGCGGGCCUCCUGCUGCGGCGCUCAGAGCCACAAAGAGAGGGAGGGCUCUCUCAGGCUUCGUGGCUCCUUCUGGGCUCCCACGGCCAGCGCGACGCCCGCAAAGCCUCCGAGGAACCGGUGGGGGCCAAAACUGGAGCGGGCGGCGGCGGAGGAACCGCUGGGGCUGUACAGGAAGAGCAGGCUGGCCAAGAGCUUGAUUUGACACGAUACGAAGCGGUGCGGGAAAGAGUCCGUAUUCUCACCCAAA